This is a messenger RNA of Paramuricea clavata, 651 nucleotides long. Lineage: Eukaryota; Metazoa; Cnidaria; Anthozoa; Malacalcyonacea; Plexauridae. The record is from the annotation of a GenBank genome assembly.
AUGAUGUUUGUAUGUUAUCUUGUUGCGGAGGUGACAAUGUUUACUUAUAUUGGUGCAGUCCUUGACCCCUCUAUGGCAUUCAAGUAUAUCUCGCUUGUGGGCGCCGUGUCUUUCGUUCUUUACAAUCUUACCAAGAACAUGAGGGAAAAUUAUGAUAAUCUGCGUAACCAGAUAGUCGAAAUACUAGAAAAGACAGACCAUCUUUCACAGCUGAAUAAGGAGUUUAAAAUAAGUCCUGGAGAUACAUUCGAGCGAAAGGAGGAACCAGAUGGCACGGUAAAAACACUUUUGAAAAUUACUGGUAAGCCGUCGAAAGUUGUUCUGCACCAUGACCACUAUGGUACCUAUUUAUCAAGACCCUUGCUUGACUUUUGUCUUGAGGAAUGCGAUCCACUUCGAAGAAAGGUGUUAUUCAUGACUGUAAAAGUGCUUCUGAUGACUUUUUAUCUCUUGAUCGCCAUGUGGAUAAAAAAUGUCUUUCACAAGGAAAAAGAAGUGUCGUCGAUCUUUUCCAUAAUACAAGGGAUUGCCAUUAAUUUCGUUCCUAAUCUCCUUCAGUUUCUUGUGGAUAAAAGUCGUUUCGGCAAGAAGGAUUCUGUCGACCUGCACCGAGAUGUUCACGAAGCAAUUGUUGCUUUUGUUGAAAGAUAG